Andrographis paniculata is the source of this 2691-nucleotide messenger RNA. Its product is annotated as peroxidase 72. Gene Ontology annotation, molecular function: peroxidase activity; heme binding. The transcript has 4 exons. Bases 1690 to 2691 code for a protein of 333 amino acids. The record is from RefSeq and is a predicted model, not a curated record. Gene Ontology annotation, biological process: hydrogen peroxide catabolic process; response to oxidative stress. NCBI's taxonomy places the organism in Eukaryota, Viridiplantae, Streptophyta, Magnoliopsida, Lamiales, Acanthaceae.
ACUUGAAUGAAUAGAAUGUCCGGAUUGAUUUUUACAGUGUUACCAAUUAUAUUUUAAGGUUAUGUUGUUUCUAUAUACCUUAUAUGCUGAGUUUAAUUACAGUAUAUACCUUAUGGACUAUUGUCGUAUGAUGUUAGUUUAUCUGAUGUCUUGAUAUUAUGUUAAUAUGUUUUAUGUGUUGAUCAUUUGAGAUUUAGUCGAGCUCUCUAGAGAUAUGCACACACGAUAGUCAUAGUAAUACGCCGUUGAAUCUCAUUAAUGUCCAAAACCUCAUAGAUGUCAAAGUUUCUCGAAACAAUGGCAACACUAAAGCGCUUCAUUAGGAUUAGCUCGGCGCUUUAUAGUCACUACAAUAUUACCGAUAUAGGGUUUAGGGAUGGCCAAAAAUGGCAUACACUCACUAUGUGCUGAUCUUGCUCACAUUAUAGGAUCAAGUCAAGGCAUUUUAGUCAGGUUUAUGGAACUGCUUCUCUUAGCCAAGAAAGAAAGAUAGAAUUAUUUAUUAAUUUAUUUAUUUUUCUUUCUGGUAUGUUUGGUUGCAAACUAAAUUGGAAGAUUCUGUAGACGACAGGAUUAUUAGAUGGAAAGAAGAAUGAACAGGAUGAGGGGGAGUAGUUGUCCUAAUCUCAAUAUGUUUUGGCAGUCAAGAUUAUAUAUUUUUAUAUAAAUAUAUAUAUAUUUUAACCUAAGACUAGAAGUAGUUUGUGUCAUAUCAUAUGUUAGUCUCUCUCUCUACCUAUCUUUAUCUUUCUCUCUCUGAUGAUCAUCUUCAUAGCCAAUUAGUACUAGGAUACAUACAGAUUACAGAUACAGUGUCCAUUUGUCAACAGAGCAGGUGCUUCUACUCACUACACUUUCCCAUCCUUCCCCACCUCCACAUUUAGGACAAUUCUCACCUUAGGAUGGAUAUUUUAUAUUUAAAUAAUAUUUUGUAAGAAAAAUUAUCAUAUUUUAUAAGAAACAUGGUGACUAAGUGACUCAUCUUUGUAUUUUACUAAAAAUGUACUUACUGCUAUCUAUUUUAUUUUGUGUCAUUUUUAUUUUUUUAUUUUUUUUAUUUUUUAUGUUGGCAUAAAAUCUAUAAAUGUCAUUUUUGUGAAAGAAAUAAUAAUAAAAUAAGUAUGACUAGGAAUCACAUCCCUAUUAUUAAGUAGCUGCGUAUGUGUAUAGACAUACAUAUACGUGUAUGUGUAUGCCUUAUUUGCCUUAACGUUCCAUGUAAAAUACCUUGCAAGAAAUGGAGCCAAUGAGACUGCCAUUGCUUCAAGAAUUAAUAAUAAUAAUAAUAAUAAUAAUAAUAAUAAUAAUAAAAGAGAAUAUUUGGGAUUUAAAUGAACCUUCUAAAUUACAAAAUAUCUUUAUUAUUACCGGACCUAGAGAAUAUUUUAUCUUAUAUUUUCAAUGCGAUCGAAAAUUCAUUUUUAAAUAUAUGUAUAUAUAUAUAUAUAUUGUAGAAUACCUUGAAAAAGAAAAGAUCAUUUGUACAAAGCAAUGUAGAAAAGUUGUUGAAAUAAUUGUAAGCUAAUACUAAUGUAUGAAGAAGCAUUUCCUAAGAAAAAAGACAUUCCUACUUUGUAAAUUUCAACUCAAAAAUCUCACCAACUCCAUCAUUUCUCCUUCAUAUAAUCUCUAUAAAUAAUACUUGUGACAUUCCAAGCCGAGUCUAAUCGAAAACAUUCAUAACACACAAUGGCCAAAUUCAACUUAUUCUUGAUUGUGUUUCUUCUUUCUUUUUCUUUUUCGCCUCUUUGUCUCUGCCACAAAAACUAUGGAGGCUAUCUCUUCCCGCAAUUCUACGAUCGGUCGUGUCCGAGACUCCAAGAUAUCGUCAAAUCAGUCAUUGCCAAGGCCGUUGCCCGUGAAGCUCGAAUGGCUGCCUCGCUCCUCCGCCUCCAUUUUCACGACUGCUUUGUCAAGGGAUGCGAUGCGUCGAUACUUUUGGACAGCACGGGAAGCUUUGUGAGCGAGAAGAGAUCGAAUCCGAAUAGGAAUUCUGCACGCGGGUUCGAAGUGAUCGAUGAGAUCAAAGCAGCCGUGGAGAAAGAGUGCCCUCAUACCGUUUCUUGCGCCGAUAUAAUGGCUCUUGCUGCUCGGGACUCCACCGUGAUUAGCGGAGGGCCAAGUUGGGUGGUUCCGUUGGGAAGACGGGACUCCUUAGGCGCGAGCUUGAGUGGUUCGAACAACAACAUACCUGCCCCUAACAACACAUUCCAAACUAUUCUUACAAAGUUCAAGUUGCAAGGAUUGGACAUUGUCGAUCUUGUGGCAUUAUCCGGAAGCCAUACCAUAGGAAAUGCAAGAUGUGUAAGCUUCAGACAGAGGCUAUACAACCAGACGGGAAACUCGCAGCCCGACUACACGUUGGACCAAUCGUAUGCAUCCAAGUUGCGCGCCGGAUGUCCCAAGUCCGGCGGCGAUCAGAACCUCUUCUUUCUCGACUUCAUUUCCCCGACAGCAUUCGACAACAGCUACUUCAGGAACUUGCUGAGCUACAAGGGGCUUCUGAGUUCGGACCAAAUCCUGGUGACAAAGAAUCCUAUCUCGCUGGGGCUCGUGAAAAAGUACGCGGCGAGCAACGAGGAUUUCUUCGAGCAGUUCGCCAAGUCCAUGGUUAAAAUGGGAAACAUAUCUCCAUUAACGGGCUUCAGGGGUGAAAUCAGAAAGCAUUGCAGAUACAUAAACAAAGCCUGA